AUGAGACUCGAUACCCUCCUAACAACAACCCUCUGGGCCACUACAGCCCUCGCCGCAGCCAAGCCCAUCAUAGAGAACCGAGACCUCGCCCCAGCGACACCCGCAACAGCAGCAAUGCACACCCCCAACGCCGCAGCAUCGGCUACACCCAGUUCUCGGGCGUCGGCUAGCGCCUCUGCCUCUGCGUCGGGUGCCUCGGCGCAGUAUGAGACGAGUAAUGAGGGUGAUGACGAUGAUGAUUACGAUGAUGAUGAUGGUGGUCACGACGAUGGUGACUACGAAGAUUAUGGUGAUGAUGGAUAUGGAAAGGAGGAUCCCAAGGGGGGUGAUGAUGGUCAAGGGGACAAGGAUAAUAGUGAUCCGCUUGAUUUCGUAAGUAUCACCGGUGUCCUUCCUGUUGAGGAUUGCGUUGAAAAAGGGUAA
Messenger RNA from Aspergillus niger, 423 nucleotides. RefSeq lists its product as hypothetical. Bases 1 to 423 code for a protein of 140 amino acids. Lineage: Eukaryota; Fungi; Ascomycota; Eurotiomycetes; Eurotiales; Aspergillaceae. The record is from RefSeq and is a predicted model, not a curated record. The transcript is spliced from 2 exons.